UCUGAAGACUGAAGAGUAGUAACUCCUUAGAGAAAAGCAUUUAGAGAGAGAGGGGGCCAAAGAUAAAUAGAAGAAGAUCAUGGGUUUGAUUUCAAACAGGGUACCUUUCAAGAAGAUGCUCAAAAAAGGAGAUCAUAUUUACAGCUAUAGAAAUGCUCACUCUUAUUCCCACCACGGAAUAUUUGUGGAAGAAGAUACAGUGAUCCACUUCACAAGAACAGACGAAGAACCUGACUUGAAACCAGAACCCAAAUGUAGAAUCUGCGGCUACAAUCCGAGCGCGCAACGAGGAGUUGUGAAAACUUGUCUCAAAUGCUUCCUGGACGGUCACAGUCUCUUUCGCUACGAAUACGAAGUUUCCAAAUCUCGCUUCGUUGUGCAAACAGCAGGAGCAUGCAGCACAGGGACAGCUGACAAGCCUGACGUGGUUAUCAAACGGGCCACUGAGAUGUGGGAAACCAAUGGUUUCGGAAAGUAUGUCCUUUUGGAGAAUAACUGCGAGACCUUCGCGGUUUACUGCAAGACAGGCAACAAAGCAAGCAUGCAGGCUGUCUCUCUGAAAGCUUCCGGCGAGAUUGCUUCGAAAAACUUGACGGAGAAAUCGUUUUCUAUAAUGAAUGUUGCUAAGACUGGGAUCAAAGUGUUGGCGCUGGAGAGGAAGUUGGACACCUUGCUUGAAGAUUUAUCGGUGCAUGAUAAUAAUCUGCAGAAGGGGAAGGAGGUGGUUGCAGCAGUGGAGGGUAAUUAUGAUGAGAUUGAGUGCAAGAAUGAGAGCAAGGAUAUUGGCCAAGGAGAAGAACUACUUACCACUACUCCUUGAUAUA
Molecule: messenger RNA, 824 nt
Organism: Ziziphus jujuba (common jujube)
Lineage: Eukaryota; Viridiplantae; Streptophyta; Magnoliopsida; Rosales; Rhamnaceae
Product: protein LEAD-SENSITIVE 1-like
Exons: 2
Coding region: 80-820 (246 amino acids)
Source: RefSeq, a predicted model, not a curated record